Messenger RNA from Mesocestoides corti, 1071 nucleotides. The record is from the annotation of a GenBank genome assembly. Lineage: Eukaryota; Metazoa; Platyhelminthes; Cestoda; Cyclophyllidea; Mesocestoididae.
AUGGCAUCGGUAUCGCCAAGUUCCAGCACUCAAAUGUCGCUCAUUCGAGAAUCGGGCAAAGACGGCGCCGCGGGAGGUCGUCCGGUCCAGCAGCCGCCGCGUCCACCGCCGGUGAAGUUGCCGGUGCCCAAGCGCCCUCCGCUCACACCCUCGGCCGUCUUCACACUAAUCCAGACCAUCAAGGAGACGGGUCGCCGGCUGGGCAUGAGUGACUGCGCCGUGGCCACAGCCUGCACCCUCUUCCACCGCAUGGUCCGCGUGCUGACGGUCGGCGAGGAGACGGGCCCCUUCGCCGCCGAGGUUGACGGCGAAGCGGAACCCGCCACACCGGCCACGUUCUCGUCUAACAACGAUAACCCCACGCCCUCAGCCAUCGACGGGUCGAUCCGAUCGACUUUGGGGGAUGUGGACCCCUAUACCAUGGCUAUGGCAUGCAUCAGCUUGGGGGCCAAGGUGCAAGAGGAGCAUCAGCGUCUACGCGACGUCAUCGUCGCCUACUACAGAGCCCUGCACAAGACGAAGAGACCGCCGUUGGAGGUGGGCGAGGAGUACGACCGUCUGCGAGUGAGCCUGGUGAGCGCGGAGCUCUUCCUGAUGCGCGUCCUCGGCUACCAGGUGCGCACGAAGGCGGACCUGCCGCAUGCCUACCUGCUGCACUACAUGUCCGCCCUGCUCCACUGGAUCGGCAAGGGCGUGGCCCACCCCCCGGCCAACCCCGGCGCCGACGACCCCCAGCAGCAGCAGCAGCAGCAGUACACUCAGAGCUCGCUGGCGCUCGCGCGACUGCCCGGCCUCGCGUGGUCCAUCCUCAUGGACUCCUACCACGCCCCGCUGUGUGUGGACUACGCGCCGGAGUACAUCGCGGCGUCAAUCUUGCAUCUGGCGUUGCGCAUCGCCGGUGUUGAGGUUCCUGGUAACCGCCACUCCGAAAUGGCCUGGUGGCAGGCCAUUUCGGACUCGUUGUCGCGUGAAAUCGUGGAGCAGAUUCAGCUGAAGGUGAUGGACAUCUACGCUGUGGACGACCGGAUCAACGCGAUGGCCAACUAUCGUCCAGACGAUGACGAUUUCUAG